CCGCGGCCCCGAAGUCUUCCUGCCGCCCCAUAUGCGCCUUCGCAAGCCCGCGGAGCAUCUCGUCCCAGGGCUGGCCAGCGACUCCCUGGAUGACUUCCUGAUGGAGUUUGACCACGUGGUUCAGGACUUUGAGAAAAGGGUCUUUUCUCAAUAUGAGCCACACCUGGAGGAGUUGAGGAAGAAGGCCUUGUCCAGCACGUAUGACAGCGGCAUCGAUGACUCAGAAAGCAAGAGCGCCUCCCCCAGCAGCAGCCUGAACACCAGCGAGGAAGACCUCAGUGCUCUGGCAGCUCCCUUGGAUGCCCCUUCCUCCACAGCCAAGCUUGGAGACACGCACGAGCUGGAAGAGUUCAUUGCAGACUUGGAUCGAAUCCUGGAGGAAAUGUGACCUGCUUUCCUCCUGAGCUCUUCAAGAUGAAAAUCCAGACUAGAUCAUCCCCCGCCUGCCAGUGUCUCGCUGAAUGGACCACCUGCCCUUUUCUCCUGGCGGAAGCCCCCCCGCACCAAAAUUCCUGAUGUAUCAGCUCUGUCUCCUCCUGUUCCCCCCAAAGCCAACCUACUUUGCAACUGGCUUCUCUGCAGGGGAGAAGGAGCUGAGGGCAUCGUGAUCUUGUCCAAAAUACUUCAAGUUCAGAAGUCAAAGCAGAAAUCUAACUAGACUGGAUCCCAGUGACAUUCUGCCAUUGGAUUUAUUUUUCAAAUUAUUCUCCUCAAUUCCACCUUGAGGAGAAAGCAUGGAUUAUUUUUCAGAAUGUAGACUUUCUCCUGCACUGAGAAGGUGCACCUUUCUCUGAGCCCUUUGCUUCGGAUCGCAGCAGGCUGCAUGAAGGGGGGGGGCGAGCGGGAGGGAGCCUGCGAUGUGCAUUUCCCAAAAGAGGCUCCUUGGGAGCUGAAGCCAAACUACUGAAAGAGGAGGCUGUUCCAGGACCAGCUAAGCUGGGGGAGAAGCAGACUGGGUGGAUGUCGCUCACCCCAAACACAGGGCAGGCGUGUGCACCAACCCUCUGGCCUGUGGGUUGGUGCCACAGGCUCUCUAGAGGGGCUGGAAACAUGUCCGAGUAUUGAUGUGAAUGGGAAGACCUGGUUGGGGGGAACCUCCAUUCGUAUGAACAGCAGCCCUUCUCUUUGCUGUGUUCUGAGUCCGCUCCCAGAAUGCACUUGGCCUCCUGCUUCAUUUCUUUCUGCGUGGAGCUCUUUACAGCCCUCUUAGCAGAGAAGCGGUGAGGAGCUGGCUUUCCCCCCAAGUGUUGGGAUUGGAUGGAGGUGGAGGAGAGUGCUGUGGGUUGCACUGGGGGAGUUGGGCUGUGCCAAGUUUGGGGUUUUAUUGUUUCUUGGUUUUACUCUUUGUACGGCAUUGUUUUAUGUUACGGUUGGGAGCCGCCCAGAGUUCUAGUUUUAAGAUGGAUGGCCAUAUAAAUAUUUUAAAUUAAUAAAUGUAAA
Python bivittatus (Burmese python) is the source of this 1440-nucleotide messenger RNA. RefSeq names its product regulator of cell cycle RGCC-like. NCBI's taxonomy places the organism in Eukaryota, Metazoa, Chordata, Lepidosauria, Squamata, Pythonidae. The record is from RefSeq and is a predicted model, not a curated record. Gene Ontology annotation, biological process: regulation of cell cycle.